Molecule: messenger RNA, 1015 nt
Organism: Tricharina praecox
Lineage: Eukaryota; Fungi; Ascomycota; Pezizomycetes; Pezizales; Pyronemataceae
Product: cation-transporting P-type ATPase
Exons: 1
Coding region: 352-882 (176 amino acids)
Source: RefSeq, a predicted model, not a curated record
GGUGUUAACGAUGCUCCGGCGCUCAAGAUGGCGGAUAUUGGUAUCGCAAUGGGAAUCAUGGGAACCGAUGUUGCCAAGGAAGCGUCGGACAUGAUCCUUAGCAACGACAACUUCUCGACCAUACUUGCCGCCAUCGAGGAGGGAAAGGGCAUCUUCUACAACAUUCAAAACUUUUUGACAUUUCAGCUCAGCACUAGUGUUGCCGCGCUGAGUUUGGUUCUCCUCAGCACGUUCUUUGGUCUCAAGAACCCGUUGAACCCCAUGCAGAUCUUGUGGAUCAGUACGUUUUCCCAGCAUCACCCCAGGGAGUAGAGUAGUCACAGCUAGCUAACGGACGAUGCAGACAUCCUAAUGGACGGGCCACCCGCGCAAUCUCUCGGCGUCGAGCCCGUAGACCCGAUCGUAAUGACACGUCCGCCGCGGUCCCGCGACGCACAAAUCCUCACGCGGCCGGUGAUCACGCGAAUCUUCACGUCGGCGGCCAUAAUCGUAAUCGGCACCAUGUUUAUCUACAUCAAGGAGAUGGCGGCGGACGGGAUCGUCACGGCGCGCGACACCACCAUGACCUUCACGUGCUUCGUGUUCUUUGACAUGUUCAACGCGCUCGCCUGCCGCUCCGAGGGCAAGUCCAUCCUCAAGGGCGAGGUCCCCCUGCUCGGGAAUAAAAUGUUCAAUGUCGCGGUCGCCCUCAGCUUGCUCGGGCAGAUGGCUGUCAUCUACGUGCCCGGAUUGCAGGGCGUCUUCCAGACUGAGGCCCUGAGCGUACGCGACCUGGUCGUCCUGGUGCUGCUCACCAGCACCGUCUUCCUCGCCGACGAGGCCAGGAAGAUACUCGGCCGUAAGGGCAGGGAUUGGAACACCGGGUACAGCUCGCAUGUAUGAUUUUUUUCUUCUAGAUCUUAUGGAUUCUUUUUAUUUUAUUUAUUGUUUUCUUUUUUCUGUUUUUCCUUGUGGAUCUUCUCAUACUAUAGACAGCGGGCGGGCGGAGUAACUACUAAGGGGCGGGGCAGGGGUG